AUGGUCAGAGGUUCGCUCAGCAAACUCCUCUCCCGCUCUCUCUCCGUCGCCGGAAAAUGGCAGAACCAACAGCUCCGCCGCCUCAACAUCCACGAGUACCAGGGUGCUGAAUUGAUGAGCAAAUACGGAGUUAACGUUCCCAGGGGUGUGACUGUUUCUUCAGUUGAAGAAACUAGAAAAGCCAUCAAGGAUGCAUUCCCCAAUCAAAGCGAGUUGGUGGUAAAGAGUCAAAUUUUAGCUGGUGGACGAGGCUUAGGAACUUUUAAAAGUGGCCUUAAGGGAGGAGUACACAUUGUUAAGACUGAACAGGUUGAAGACAUAGCUGGGAAGAUGCUUGGGUAG
Messenger RNA from Lathyrus sativus (Indian pea), 342 nucleotides. The record is from the annotation of a GenBank genome assembly. Lineage: Eukaryota; Viridiplantae; Streptophyta; Magnoliopsida; Fabales; Fabaceae.